CUCUAGUAUACCUUUAUACCAAUAUAUAAAAGAACAACAUUUUUUUCCUGUAGAUCAUGUCUGUUUUGCAGUUCUUGGCUUAUUUUUGUUUUAUGGUCGCCUUUGGUCCAAUGGUUCUUGGUGAUCAAACUGGGAAAAGUGAGCCUAUGGAAGACGAUGAGCAGUGCUCAACAUGCGACUUCCGACAGCAUAUUAAACUAAUAAGAAUAAAUGCGAUCAAGUCGCAAAUUCUAAGCAAACUUCAAUUGAAGCAAGCUCCUAAUAUUAGCCGAGAUGUUGUAAAACAGCUACUACCCAAGGCACCACCCUUGCAGCAACUUCUUGAUCAGUACGAUGUACUUGGAGAUGAUAAUAAGGAUGGAAUUAUGGAGGAAGACGACGAACAUGCCAUCACGGAAACUAUCAUUACGAUGGCCACUGAACCGGAAUCAAUCGUACAGGUAGAUCGGACUCCAAAGUGUUGCUUUUUUCCCUUCACUCCGAAGAUUCAAGCUAACCGGAUUGUCCGGGCUCAACUCUGGGUGCACCUUCGACCUGUUAAUGAAGCCACCACAGUGUUCCUGCAAAUCUCCCGCCUGAUGCCUGUCUCAGACGGGGCCAGACAUAUUCGAAUCCGGUCAUUAAAGAUCGACAUUAGUACUGGAAUGAGCUCUUGGCAAAGUAUAGAUGUGAAACAAGUAUUGACUGUGUGGCUGCGACAGCCUGAGACGAACUGGGGUAUCGAGAUAAACGCAUUUGAUUCGAAAGGGAACGACUUGGCCGUAACCACCGCAGACUCGGGCGAAGAGGGCCUGCAACCGUUCAUGGAGGUUAAGAUAUCCGAGAGCCCUAAGCGCUCCAGGAGGGACUCUGGGUUGGACUGUGACGAGAACUCGCCCGAAUCCCGAUGCUGCCGGUACCCGCUGACUGUCGACUUUGAAGACUUUGGCUGGGACUGGAUUAUUGCUCCGAAGCGCUACAAGGCUAACUAUUGCUCUGGUGAGUGUGAGUACAUGCACUUGCAGAAGUAUCCACACACACACCUGGUAAACAAGGCCAACCCCAGAGGCACUGCAGGCCCCUGCUGCACCCCCACCAAGAUGUCCCCCAUCAACAUGCUCUACUUCAACCGCAAAGAACAGAUCAUCUACGGCACAAUUCCCUCCAUGGUGGUGGACAGAUGUGGCUGCUCAUGAACUAGAGCCCCUAAUUCUGACAAUUCCAUUCACCAAGAACAGUGCUUUCUGCAGAACAAAUAGAGCAAAACAGUGGAAAGUCAAAGAACUGCAACGGCAAUUUGUUGAGCGGUGCUUGACCAAAAUACAUGUCUUGAUCUGAUGGUUUAGGUUGUUUUCUUUCUCUAUUUCAUAAUCAAAUAUUUGCCAUGGAGGCUUGUUACAGGGUCGGUGUAAGAACCAAGUGCUUACUGGACUCGGGAGUACACCUAGUCAAAAUCACAACAUUCUUUCACAUUCUUUCCAUGCUACCAAGCUUUUAGGGCAAAUGCUAAACUUUUGGUUUGAUAAUCCCUGUGGACUUUGAAAGCAUUUUGGAGAACAGUUAAUGAAGAGUUACCGAAACUUGCCUUAAUGUACAUUGUCAUAACAACCCAUAUACCUACAGUACAUACAUCCAAAUAUAUAUUUUAAUCAUAGCUUCACUGUCAUCCAACUGCUUAAACCACUGACACACUUGAAUUAUUCUUAUUCUAAAUUAACCAUACUCAAAAGGAAGACUGAACCAGAGGCACAACAAAUGCAGUGUACAGUAUAAACUGAGAUAUGUUAAAGGCAAAUUAAUCAAUUUUCGCUGUAAAGUAUGUAUGAAUAUCAUACAAACUCAUACAAAACAACAUCGUUUGCACUAUGGCAAACCAAUAUAAAUAAUGGAUCGCUACAAAAGUUGUAAAAACAAUGUUUUGAUAUAUUUGAUGAUUUACGUGUUAUUUUCAUCAGGAUUUACUGCUCUCAACCACUGUAUGAGCACAACCUACCAAAGUGUAACUUUUAGUAUUUACCUGUCAAAAGUAAAGGUGCUUUUAUUUUUUGUUAUU
Messenger RNA from Hypomesus transpacificus, 2032 nucleotides. It is a transcript of the gene mstnb, whose product is annotated as myostatin b. Gene Ontology annotation, cellular component: extracellular region. The record is from RefSeq and is a predicted model, not a curated record. Lineage: Eukaryota; Metazoa; Chordata; Actinopteri; Osmeriformes; Osmeridae. Gene Ontology annotation, molecular function: growth factor activity; cytokine activity. The transcript is spliced from 3 exons. Gene Ontology annotation, biological process: SMAD protein signal transduction. Bases 57 to 1175 code for a protein of 372 amino acids.